UUUGCUGGGAGAGGGAGAAGGAGGGAAAAGGCAGAAGCAUCGGGGAAAAAUGAGAGGAAUGUUUCCCUGCGAGCAGAGUUUUCCAUUGCUUACUUUGAGCCGGGCCACUGUGUGCAAACAGAGCAGAGGGGAAGGUGUGCCCGUGAGCAGCAGAUCUGCUCUGUGCUGGAGGGGGGAAAUUGGGGAAUUUUGCUGCAGUGAGGCUGAGAGGAGGGUGAGGGUGCACGGAUGAGGGUUCAAAACACAACAUCCUGGGGCACUGCGUGUUUUGGGUUAAAAAUAGGCCAUGUGCUGGCAGAUCCCAUGGGUCCCGUGGGACACAGAGCCCUGCUUGUGGAGCACCGAUGUGUUACAGCAGUGUUUUCACCACCAGUCACUGCAGUGCUUCCCAAAUGUUCAGGUCUCGUUCCAGCUUUAAAAAGAUUCUCACCAAUGUCUCUGUGGGCUCCUCCGUCCGUGCUGGAGGCCCAGGAGGAGGAAAAAAGCCGUGUAAUCCGGAGCAGGAGUGAUUCAUCGGCCUCUGAGUCACAGCUUCCUCUGACUUGGUGCUACUUCUGGAAAACAAAGCAGCCAGAGAGUUCAGUAUGAGCAGCAGUGGCCACAUCUUGCCCAAGGGCAGAGUCACCAUCACCAGCUCCAUCACAUCCCCUCGGUCACUGCAUCGUUGCUGCCAUCCCCAGCACUCGUGCUUGCUGAGUCAGAGCUGCCCCACAGCCUCACUGAUAGGGAAGUGGGGAGGCUGAAUGAAACUAACAGGUGACAGGUUCAAACCCCCAAAAUUUGGGUUGUUUUUUUUUUUUAACACCACACGUAGCUGAGCUGUGGGGCUCCUUGUCCCAUCGGUUAGGAGGGAUUCGUGUUCUUGUAAUGCAUCUGUUACGGACCACCAUUGGAAAGAGGAUAUGAGGCUAUUCAGCUAUCUCUGAGUUACAGAACCAUUCAGGCUGGAAAAGACCUCAAAGACCAUCGAGUCCAACCUGCCUCCAAUACUGUCCACUAAAUGAUGUUCCUAAGUGCCCCACCUCCAUGGUUCUGUAACACCUCCAGGGACGGUGACCCACUGCCUCCCUGGGCAGCUGUGCCAAUGCAUCACUGCUCUUUUGGAGAAGUAAUUGUUCCUGAUAUCCAACCUGGACCUUCACUGGCAAAACCUGAGAGCUGGCAAAGAGGCACGAGGGACCCCAAAGGCUGGGGCUCAGCAGUUCCUUGCUUGGUGAGGCGCCUCUGCCAAAGUCAGCCAGCAACAAGAAAGGACUGAGCCACAGUACAGGGCAAUGAGCCCAAGGCCCAACACCUGCAGCUAUGCUGGCCCUGGGGCCGCUAAAAAUGGCCACUUCUAGUUAAGGAGGAUCAAACAGGCGUGGGUUUUGCACCUCUUGCUCCGGCAGGGACAGCCCCAGCUGUGUGCUCUUCCAGUCACAGCACGCCCGGCCGGCAGCACAGCGCACGAGGCUACGGCGCAUCCAGGUUAUCCCUCGUGAGCAGAUAAAAGAGAAACGGGAAGGAAAACCUAAACUGGGAGGGGUGGGGGUGUUCGAAACCGAGAAGGAAUCACGUCUGGAAAGCACCGAACCCUCCGAGCACCGCCCUGCAGGGAAGCCGCCUCCUCCACAGCCCGUCCCGUCUAAAGGCAGCCCUCUCCAGUUCCUGCCCGCCGUGCCCAAACCCCGCACUGUGAGCACAGCUCCCCUCGGGCCGUCCGCCCCGUCCCUUCAGCUCCUCCCCUAGGGCCCGGGAGCGCAGCCAGCACCGGGGCGGAGCGGGGGGAGCCCCGCCGGGGCCGGGCCGGGGGCGGAGGCUGCGGGGCGGGCGGCCCAUUCCCUCUGCUCGGCGGGACGAGGCACCGUCCAGAGCAGCUCGUGGAGCCUGUUAGCUCCUCACAGGAGUCAAACAUAUCCCGAGGAGCCAUAAAAGAGGAAUCCUACCCAGAAGCCAGCAUGGAGCAGAAGAUCAGCUCUUUCUUUAAUUCCAUCUUGGAACUUGUCCGCACCAAGCACAAGGAGGGCGUCUUCAACACCGUCUGCCUCGCGGUGCUGUUGGGGCUGCCCUUCGUUGUCCUCAUCGCGUCCAUCUUCAUCUGCUGCCACUGCUGCUUCUCCCACUGGAGGAGACAGAGCAGGAAGAGGGACAGCCCCAGCAGCAACGGGCAGCUGCAGGCCGAGAGGAACAAGAAAAAGAAGAAGAAGAAGAAGAAGGAUGAGGAGGACCUGUGGAUCUCGGCUCAGCCCAAGCUGCUCUUGCUGGACAAGAGGCCAUCUCUGCCUAUCUAGCGACCAACUCUGAUGUCUCCAGUCCUUCCAGCUGUGCUACAAGGAGAUGCCCGAACUGCUGCCACUUUAUGGUGACUUUGAAGAGAGGCUGAGUCCAUCAGUGGGCCGGCACAGAGCAAGGCCUGUAGACAUGGGUUUAUGCCCCCCACCAAGGUGAAACCCUCUGCAAAGCACAGACGGCCUGCUGAGCCACCAUGGGGCCAUGCUCACUCUCACCUUGGAGAUGCAAGGCAAGCUGAGUGCAGCAUUACAGUACAGUGCAGGCAUCCUGGCCGUCCACCCCCAAAUCAAAAGCAAUACGAGUUUCGCAGGAUGCGCUCAGCCCAACCUCAGAAACCUCAAGUCCCAACCUAAGGCAGCAAAGCAGAAGGCCAUGCUGCCACUCAGCCCAGAGGCAGGAAGGAGCCAGGAAGUUGCAAGACCAGCCCUUUUUGCACCAGCACCUAAAAAGUCUUCCUUAAAAGACUUUUUUUUGUACAGACUUGCUUUUAAAGAGCCCACCAUACCGCAGCAAAGGCUGCAUCACCUCUAUGCUACUGCAGGAGCGGAGACGUAAGCUGACACUGUGUAACAGCUU
Phasianus colchicus (ring-necked pheasant) is the source of this 2847-nucleotide messenger RNA. Its product is annotated as KIAA0040 ortholog. The record is from RefSeq and is a predicted model, not a curated record. Lineage: Eukaryota; Metazoa; Chordata; Aves; Galliformes; Phasianidae.